AUGUGGAGUGACGAAUAUCAUAAAGUACAUCGAAACACAUUACGUCAUGAUUUACAAAGCAAUGCUCGAGAGUGGACUAGUGAUUAUUGGAAGCAAAAGGCGAAUAUCGCCAUAAAGGAUCGUUUGCAGAGCGGCUGCAGCGGGCACGGAGCGAAGCGAGCGCGCAACGUCGUGCUGUUCCUGGGCGACGGCAUGUCCGUGCCCACGCUGGCCGCCGCGCGCACGCUGCUCGGCCAGCGUGACCACCGCACUGGUGAAGAAGCUCAGCUUUCCUUUGAAAAUUUCCCAACCGUCGGCCUUGCAAAGACGUACUGUGUCGACGCUCAGAUAGCUGAUUCAGCCUGCACAGCAACCGCUUACUUAUGUGGAGUUAAGACGAAUCUGGGAACUAUCGGUGUGAAUGCAGCCGUGCCUCGCGGAGACUGCCCGGCGUCAGCAGACAGCGCUACCCACGUCGAGUCGAUCGGCGCUUGGGCGCUCGCCGACGGCCGAGACGCAGGGAUCGUAACAACGACCCGUGUGACGCACGCGUCGCCAGCGGGAGCCUAUGCGCACGUCGCUAAUCGUGACUGGGAGAGCGACGUUGACGUGUUAAACGAUUCACAUGAUCCCCAAACAUGCCCUGAUAUCGCUUAUCAACUGGUCCAUUCAUAUCCUGGCAACGAGUUUAAGGUAAUUCUCGGUGGAGGUAGAAGAGAAUUUAUACCGAAUGAUACAAUCGAUGAAGAGGGGUCGGCGGGCAAAAGGGUGGAUGGACGAAAUUUAAUUGAAGAAUGGCAAAUGGACAAAAUUUCAAAAAAUGUAUCGUACCAGUAUCUUUGGAAUAGAGAACAGUUACUAAAUGUAAAUGAAAAUUUACCAGAGUAUCUGUUGGGCUUGUUUGAAGGAAGCCAUAUGCAAUACCAUUUGGAAGCAGAUGCAAGAACCGAACCUACGCUUGCCGAGCUAACGGAGACCGCAAUACGGUCUCUCAGCAGAAACGAUAAGGGUUUCUUCCUUUUCGUCGAAGGAGGAAGAAUAGAUCACGCCCAUCACGACAAUAAAGUGGCGAAAGCAUUGGAUGAAACUAUCGAGUUAAGUAAAGCCGUGUCGCGCGCUACCGAGUUGCUGUCUGAGGAGGAUUCCUUGAUAGUGGUGACUUCCGACCACGCGCACGUUAUGUCGUUCAGCGGCUACACGCACCGCGGGGGAGACAUUCUGGGGCCCUCGGACGAAGUCGGGGACGAUGGCAUCCCGUACAUGACGCUGUCGUAUGCCAACGGGCCCGGUUAUCGUCCGCACACUCCCGAAGGAAGAUUCGAUGUUAUGAAGGAUGAAAAUUAUGGUGACGUGAACUGGGUGUCGCCGGCGGGGGUGCCGCUGCAGCAGGAGACGCACGGCGGCGACGACGUGGCGGUGUUCGCGCGCGGGCCGCAGCACGCGCUCUUCGCGGGCCUGUACGAGCAGAGCCACAUCCCGCGCUUCCUGGCCUACGCCGCCUGCAUCGGGCCUGGCCCGCACGCCUGUCAGCACGACACCGCUUAA
Molecule: messenger RNA, 1524 nt
Organism: Zerene cesonia (dogface butterfly)
Lineage: Eukaryota; Metazoa; Arthropoda; Insecta; Lepidoptera; Pieridae
Product: membrane-bound alkaline phosphatase-like
Exons: 6
Coding region: 1-1524 (507 amino acids)
Biological process (GO): dephosphorylation
Molecular function (GO): alkaline phosphatase activity
Source: RefSeq, a predicted model, not a curated record